AUGGCUGCAAUGAUGACAUCGUCCUCUUCGUCAUCCGUGAUGACGAUGGGAGGAAGUAUCUCGUCCCGACGAGGAUUUACCUCCUCCUCUUCCUCCUCUUCCUCCUCGAGAACAACAACAACAACAACAACAACAUUACAAAGACGACGACGACACCAACAACAAAUUAUUCACGCCGCUGCGUCCAGCGAAUCCAUAGAGAAAGCCAAAGAAUCUGGGUUAGUUUUAGCCGAAUUCGAGAAAGAAGAAGUGAUUAAAGUGAGAGAACAGUUGAGAGCGAAUCACUCGGAGGAAAUCUCUGGAGUCGAGAACGAUAUCGUGGACUGGUUCGUUCGAGACCGAAAGUUGGACGGCGAAGCGGCGCUGAAAAAAAUAGUGAAAUACCAAACCUGGAGAGAGGAGAACUUCUCCAAGGAAAGUUUAAACGCACCGUCGGUGAUUGAGGAAGGGAAAACGGGGAAAGCGGUGUUGAUGAAAGAGAGAGACGUUUUGGGGAGACCGGUGGUGUUGGUGACGUUGAUAAAGCACGAAGUCGCGACGAGAGUGUUGGAAGAUACGCAGAAAUUGUGCGUAAAACUGUUGGACGAAGGGUUGGAGGAGCUGAAAAACGAAGGUUUCGAGCAAGAAACGGUGAUGUGCGUGUACGAUUUGAGAGGAUUUUCCAUGAAGAACGCCGACAUCGACUUUACAAAGUUUUUCAUCUCGUGCAUAUUCGAUUACUAUCCGAAACGUAUUUCGCAAGUGUUGUUGGUGGAAGCGCCGUUCGUGUUUAAACCGGUUUGGGGGAUCAUUAAGCCUUUGAUGGGUAAAUAUUCCUCUCUCGUGAAGUUCGUGAAAGCGAAGGAGGCGAACGAGUUCUUCGAAUCCGAACCGUUUUAA
This is a messenger RNA of Bathycoccus prasinos, 879 nucleotides long. RefSeq lists its product with no specific name. Bases 1 to 879 code for a protein of 292 amino acids. Lineage: Eukaryota; Viridiplantae; Chlorophyta; Mamiellophyceae; Mamiellales; Bathycoccaceae. The transcript has a single exon. The record is from RefSeq and is a predicted model, not a curated record.